Molecule: messenger RNA, 2206 nt
Organism: Cygnus olor (mute swan)
Lineage: Eukaryota; Metazoa; Chordata; Aves; Anseriformes; Anatidae
Product: lateral signaling target protein 2 homolog
Exons: 13
Coding region: 83-1717 (544 amino acids)
Biological process (GO): negative regulation of epidermal growth factor-activated receptor activity
Cellular component (GO): early endosome membrane
Molecular function (GO): metal ion binding
Source: RefSeq, a predicted model, not a curated record
CGGUGCCCGGUGCCGGCCCGCCCCGUCGGCGAGCGGCGGGCUCGGGGAGCCGGGCGGCGGCGGCGGAGCUCCCGGUCGCGCCAUGCUGCCCGCCGCCCUCCGGAGGUGGCUGCACCGGCCCAAGCGCUCCGACCCCCGGCUGCUCUCGCAGUUCUUCUUUGCCGACGAGCGGGUGACGCGGGUGGUGGCCGAGAUCAACGGGCUGGACGCCGAGCUGGACCCACAGCAGUACCUGGUGCUCCUCAACCAGCUCCACCUCAGCCAGGCUCACCUGCUGGCCGUCAUCGAGCGCAUCAUGGAGGAGUGCAUCCCCACGCAGCGGCACAGCCGCGACUACCUGGUCAAGUUCCCUGAGGAGCUCUUGGUGGACAACCUGGGGAACCACAUGCUGUUCGCUGCCGAGUGUCUCCUGGCGGGGACCUUCAUCGAGGUGGAGGAGGCGGAGGGGGAGCAGCUGCGGCCGCGGGCCAGGAACCUGCUGUGCAGCCUGGAGCUGGUGCGGACGGUGCUGCGGGAGCAGAGCCUGAGCCAGCCCGGCACCUACCCCGAGCCCGUGCGGGCUGCGCUCGUCCAGUUCGACCGGCUCUUCGCGGAGUUCGAGCUCAGCUACGUGUCCUCGCUGGUGGCGGUCAAGUCCCCCGAGGAGAUCUACAGGCAGCAGGAGAUCAUCGUGCUCUUCUGCGAGACGGUGGAGAGAGCCCUGCGCUCGGGCUACCUGACCCAGGAGAUGAUCGACGGCUACGAGCCGCUGCUGAUGUUCACCAUCCCGCGCCUGGCUAUCAUCAGCGGCCUCCUCAUCUACCCCGAGGGUCCCCUCAGCCUGGAGCGCGGCCCCGAGCAGAUGUCGCGGGUUUUCAGCCCCUUCUACAACCUCCUGAAGAAGAUCAGGGACCUGCUGCGGGUGCUGUCAGCGGAGGAGCUCUGCCUGCUGGAGAGGAGCCUGUGCGCAGCCGAAUUGGAGGAUCCCUGCAGUCCGGCCACCCCUCCGACCUGGGGGGCAGCCAUGCCUGGAGCAGGUCCCCCUGCUCCGUGGGGUCUCCUGGAGGCCCCGCACACCACCCCCCCACCCCACACCUGCACGGGGCGGUUGGGCCCUCCCAGUGCCGUGGAGAGCCCAGGCACGGACAGCCCCCAGCCACCCAAAAGUAGCCCAGGGCCACGGCUCGAGGCCCCACCGGCUGCCCGCUGGUCGGAGCUGCGCUCCCACUACAGCAGCACCAAGGACAUGCUGCACACCCUCUUCGUCUGCAUCUCAGGGGUGGCCGAUCAGCUCCAGACCAACUUCGCCAGCGACCUGCGGAGCAUCUUGAAAACGGUCUUCAAGAUCGUUGCCUCGCAGGGGGACCCCUCAGAGGAUUUGGGCACCAGCAAAGAAGAGGACGGCGAGCUGCACGUGGGUGACGCACCCCGAGUAGCCGACUGCCCCCUGUGCCACAGCCCCACGGAGGGAGCCGGGCUCCGGAGGGCAGCGGGAGCCCACGGCCGGCCGGAGUGGGUGCCGGACAGCACGUGCAGCCAGUGCUGUGCCUGCCGCGCGCCCUUCACCCUGCUGCGCCGACGGCACCACUGCCGCAGCUGCGGGAAGAUCUUCUGCGCCCGCUGCUCGCCGCACACCGCCGCGCUGCCGCACUACGGCCAGCCGAAACCCGUGCGUGUCUGCACGCACUGCUACGCCGUGCACCUCUCGCCCGCGCCACGGCGCUCCCGGAGCCGGUGAGGCCCCCCCGGCUGCAAGACCGGGCUCCGUAGGAGGACGCAGGACCGCUGGGAGCGGCUGUGCCGAGGCUGCGGAGCGGCUCCACGGCAGUAGGGCUCCGUGCCCGGCACCACGCCGUGCCGGCGGGGCCGCGGUGGGCGCAGGACCGCCUCACCCCGCGCGUGGUGGCCGUGCCCCUGCUCCAGGUGGGGCUCGCGGGGCCGCCGCCAGGCUCCUGCCCGCGGGGCUGGAGAUCUGCUUGGGGCCCUUUUUGCUUCGUUGCGUUUUUUCAGGUGAACUUUGGCUGCUGCUGGGCCCAGGGCAGAGUCUCCCCCGCCCCCGGGGCCUGUCCUGAGACGGUGCAAACAGCCCUCACAUGACGGCGGGGCCGCCCGCGCCCCGGGGUGGGGUGGGGUGGGGGUGGGGGUGGGGGGGGCUGGCUGCCACCCGGGGGGCCCCCCGGCGCCCCCUUCCACCGGGGGCAGGGUUCCAAUAAACGGCUCCGAGCGC